GGCGGCUGCUGGGCUACGCCCACAGAGUGGACGGGCAGCAGCAGCCUGCUGCAGCACAAGCUGCUGCUGCUGCUGCUGCUGCUGCUGCUUGGGACCAGCAGCGGCUGCUGCAGUACCUGCAGCAGCGGGCGCAGACGAUGCACAGCCAGACGAGUUUGCGGGACUUUGGGGGCCCCCCGGCAGCAGCAGCAGCGGCCGAAGCAGCAGAAGCAGCAGCAGCAGCAGCAGCAGCAGCAGCAAGCAGCAAGCCGUGGUGGUCCCGGAUGUUCUCUUUCCGCUGGGGGCGGCGCGGGGGCAAGCAGCAGCCCCCCGGGGUCCCUGGCUGGAAGCAGCAGCAGCAGCACCUGCAGCAGCAGCAGCAGCGGGAGGAUUCCCCAGUGCCUCGCGCGGUUCGGGCCUUUUCUGGGGAGGUUCUGGGGGCCGGGGGCCCCCCUGGGGGGGGGGGCCCCCUUGGGGGGGGCCCCCCGGGGGGCCCCCCCAGCAGCCUGGCUUGGGGGGUUUCUGCGGGUUUCGAGGGUACAGCUCCUCGUCGUUUUGUGUCGGACGACAUGUCCCGUUUUUUGUUGAGUUGCCGGAACGGGCGGAGUCCAGCAGCAGCAGCAGCAGCAGCAGCAGCAGCUGGGGGCGGCGCGGGGCUUCCGCAGCGGUACGCUGGGUCUCCGCUGCGGGGGCCCCCCCUGGGGGCCCCGCUGGGGGGCCCCCCCGGGGCCCCCCUGGAGGGGGAGUGGGGUUUGGGGGCCCCGUGCGUGCGGGGAGGCGGGGGUUUGCCGCUGCUGCGUCACAGCAGCGAGGCGGAAGCCGCGGGGCCCCGGGAGGGGGCGUUGCUGCAGCAGUACGUGCAGCAGCAGCAGCAGCAGCAGCAGCAGCAGCAGCUGUCUUCGGCGCUGCUGUGGGCGGCGACGACGCUGGACUUUUACGGGAGUCCGCCUCCGCGUCCGCGGGGUCUGGAGGGGCGUUUGCGUUUGCUGCUGCAGCGGGUGGAGUCUUCGGAGCGCGCAGCAUGGGCCUCUGCAGCAGCAGCAGCAGCAGCAGCAGCAGCAGCAGCAGGCGGGGCCUCUGGCGGGUGGGGGCUGUCCGGGGGCGCGCUGUGGGGCGGGGAGGGCCUGGUGCAGGGCUGCGCGUGGGAAGAGGCUGGGAGCAGCAGCAGCAGCAGCAGCAGCAGCAGCUGGCUGUGUCGCGUGCUGCUGCUGCUGCUGCAGCUGCUGGGCGCUGCAGCACGAGCCCUGCUGCUGCCAGCAGUGGCCUCGCCCGCUGCGCUGCUGGCCGUGCUGGCCCGCACGCUGGCCUGGUGCGGCGUGUGGCUGUGGGCCACCACUUUUCUGAAGAGACCAACUCGAGAAAAAGGUCUCCUUUUUUGGUCUUUUUCGGACUUGCCGGAGUGCUAUUCCUUCGUGGAAGCUGCCUUCGCCUGGAUGGUCUCUUGGGACUUCUGCGGGGGCCUUUUGGCCUCCGCAAAGCCUCUUAGUUUCCUCGCUUCUUUCCACUCCCUCGUGGACUUAGCCACUUUGCCCCUCUCUUCUUAUUUUUUCCGCUUUUUCGCCAGAGACCCCCGCGCCCACGGCUACCCCUGGCUGCUGGGCCUGGGCUGGCUGCGCUUCCUGCGGCUGCUGCGCACGGAGACAGUGCUGGCUUCAUGUUUUCCAACUCUGUCUAGAGUCUCCUUGAGAGUUGUCUCCAUCGGGGUCUCUUGGCUGAUGAUAGUGUUGACUUUUGCGGGCGGAAUAUUCAUCUUAGAGGCCCCAAAGCCCUCUGCCAACUAUAACUCUGUCUUCGACUUCUGCUUCUACGCGGUGGUGUCAGUGAUGACUGUGGGCUACGGGGACUUCGCCCCGGAGACCCCCGCGGGCCGGGGCCUGGCCAUUUGUGUUAUAGUCUCCGCCUUUGUUUAUUUGCCCGGGGAGAUCCAGCGGCUGCUGGAGGCCCUGCGGGAGCCCCGCAGCAGCUACGGGGGGGCCCCCGGGGCCGAGGAGGACUACCUGUGUGUCUUGGGGCCCAUAGCCCCGCAGCAGUUGGCGGCUUUUUGCUUCCAAGUGGGCCGGGCUUUCCCGGGCUCUUCUGCUGCGCUGCUGGUUCUGUCUCCGCUGCCGCUCAGCAGCUACUUGGCGGCUUGCCAGGGGGCCCUGCGGCACGCGGGGCUGCGCGUCUGCAUCCGGGGGGGCCCCGCGGGGGCCCCGGGGGCCCCCGGGGGCCCCGGGGGGCCCCCCGGGGGGGG
Molecule: messenger RNA, 2212 nt
Organism: Eimeria necatrix
Lineage: Eukaryota; Apicomplexa; Conoidasida; Eucoccidiorida; Eimeriidae
Exons: 1
Source: RefSeq, a predicted model, not a curated record